Molecule: messenger RNA, 338 nt
Organism: Cuscuta epithymum
Lineage: Eukaryota; Viridiplantae; Streptophyta; Magnoliopsida; Solanales; Convolvulaceae
Source: the annotation of a GenBank genome assembly
GCUGAAGACGCUGAAGGGGAUCGCAAAUUUGACUGAGAUAGACGUUGAAGACGCUAGAGCGGUGCGAACUCAACGGAGAUUCACGCACAUAAUUAGUGACAAACGUUUAUUCGCGAUCAGAGGUAUGGAACAGCUUAUGGUUACUGUUCUAUUUGAUGGAAGGUGGAAUACAGAAAAGAGAUUUUUAGCACACUCUACUCAUGGACUUUUGCUUGAAGUUGAUGGAUCAUAUAGUAAUUUGUUGUUUGCACUACGAGAGAUGUUGAACCUUGGUAAUGAUGUGGAUAUUAAAGCCAUAUCUUACCAGAUUGACAAAGCUUUCCACCCGACAACAAUAG